UCCCCACCUUGCUCUUUCCCCUCCAGCUCCGCUCUCCUCUUGCCGCCACGCCACCCUCCUCCCACUCUCCCAGCCAUCGCCCUCCCGCUUGCUGCUGCCGUUCCGCUUCCGCCGCCACCGUCGCCCGCCCACCGAAGCGGCGGCCCGUGCCGCCUCCCGCGCGGUCCCUCCCGCGAGCUCCCCCUAUUUCGUGCUCCGGGUGUGGGCAGCUCCUCCCCUUCUCAUCUUCCUCUACCGGGGAUUUCUAUUAGGUUUAUUGCUGAGUUGCGUGGUGGCAAUGUGCUAGGAUAGCAAAUUUGGGUGGCAGAGCAACCAGUGGUUCAUUACUCUACCUGACAUACACUCACACACGCCAUGUCAACAAGGACGAGAAGGCAUUUCGCGAUAUUCACCACCGCAAGUCUCCCAUGGAUGACGGGAACAGCCAUCAAUCCUUUGUUCCGAGCUGCAUACCUCGCAAAGGAUGGUGAUAAGGAUGUCACGUUGGUAAUCCCCUGGCUUUGUCUAAGGGACCAAGAGUUAGUUUAUCCUAACAAGAUUGUAUUUGACUCGCCUCUGGAGCAUGAGAGCUAUGUUCGUCACUGGAUUGAGGAGAGGGUUGACUUUAGGCCAUCCUUCAGCAUCAAAUUUUACCCUGGGAAGUUUUCUACAGAAAUGAGAAGCAUUCUCCCAGUUGGAGAUAUUACAGAAUGCAUUCCAGAUGAACUGGCUGACAUUGCUGUAUUGGAAGAGCCUGAGCAUCUAAAUUGGUACCACCAUGGGCAAAGAUGGAAAAAUAAGUUCCAGCGAGUGAUAGGAAUUGUUCACACAAAUUAUCUAGCAUAUGUAAGGAGAGAAAAGAAUGGACAAGUGAUUGCUUGUUUCCUCAAGUAUGCCAACACCUGGGUAACUCGAAUAUAUUGCCACAAGAUUAUCAGAUUGUCUGGUGCCACUCAAGAUCUGCCAAGGUCUGUUAUAUGCAACGUCCAUGGUGUUAAUCCAAAAUUUCUUGAGGUAGGCAAACUAAAGUUGAGGCAGCUGCAGAGUGGGGAGAAAGCCUUCAGUAAAGGGGCAUACUACAUUGGGAAGAUGGUAUGGAGUAAGGGAUACAGGGAGCUUCUUGACCUGCUGUUCAAAUAUCAGAGCAAGUUAGCUGGUCUUGAAGUGGACUUAUAUGGCAGCGGAGAAGAUUCUGAUGAAGUCCGUGAAUCUGCCAAACGUUUAAGUUUGGCUGUCAAUGUUCAUCCUGGUCGUGAUCAUGCAGAUCCCUUGUUCCAUGAGUAUAAAGUAUUCAUCAACCCCAGCACCACAGAUGUGGUCUGUACGACCACUGCUGAAGCCUUGGCAAUGGGAAAGAUCGUCAUAUGUGCCAAUCACCCGUCGAAUGAGUUCUUCAAGCAAUUCCCCAACUGCCGUAUCUAUAAUAGUGAAGAAGAAUUUGUACAGCUAACACUGAAUGCUCUAUCUGAACAGCCUGCUCCAUUGACAGACAUGCAGAGGUAUGGGCUGUCAUGGGAGGCAGCGACUGAGAGGUUCAUUGAGGCCGCUGAUAUAAAUCCUCAUGCGCCAGAGUCCAGGGCCCAUCAAACCUCCAGGGCUUCGUUGCCUGCUUUUCUAAGAACUCGUAGACUGAAGCAAAACUUGGAGGACGCGUCAGUUUACCUGCACCAAGCGCUCUCAGGUCUGGAAGUCACCCGGUGUGCAUUUGGUGCUGUUCCAAAGACGCUGCAGCCUGAUGAGCAGCUGCGCAAGGAUCUUGAUUUGGCACCUCCGCCAAAGAGGAAAAAACUGAAAUUUAAGCUGAUGACGUAACGUUUGCAACUUCUUUCUACUUCACGUUUGCAGUGGUUUUCUUCAUGUACAGCAUUAGUGGACAUUUUCUUUUCUUCUAAAAUUUGACAUUACCAGAACAAUCCGGAGGGGUCCUGAACUCUUGUGGAGGUUUAGUGCUUAUUUUCGCUGCUUACUGGGAUGCAUCAUGCAUCAACCAGACUAUAUUGUACUAAAUUGUCCUGGUAGCUUAGAGGGGAGAAGAACCCACUGAAGUACUGAACAGUGCUGUAAUUCUGUGAAUUGAUUGAUGGAUCGUAAAUUUGUAAUGAACUGUGAA
Panicum virgatum (switchgrass) is the source of this 2089-nucleotide messenger RNA. Its product is annotated as digalactosyldiacylglycerol synthase 2, chloroplastic-like. The transcript is spliced from 5 exons. Gene Ontology annotation, biological process: galactolipid biosynthetic process. The coding region runs from base 355 to 1791 and encodes 478 amino acids. Lineage: Eukaryota; Viridiplantae; Streptophyta; Magnoliopsida; Poales; Poaceae. Gene Ontology annotation, cellular component: chloroplast outer membrane. The record is from RefSeq and is a predicted model, not a curated record. Gene Ontology annotation, molecular function: digalactosyldiacylglycerol synthase activity.